Acanthosepion pharaonis is the source of this 477-nucleotide messenger RNA. The record is from the annotation of a GenBank genome assembly. NCBI's taxonomy places the organism in Eukaryota, Metazoa, Mollusca, Cephalopoda, Sepiida, Sepiidae.
AUGGAGAGUGCAAGAUUCACCCUCCUGCUGGCUGUGCGGAGCAUAUGGAAACCUGCGCAAUAUAGUGUUAUCCAGCAUGAAGGUGCAACAGAACGGCUGGUACAGCUUCAGACAUUACUUGGUUCUGAAGGCCAUCGCAGCAUCCAUGAGAAAUACUCGUAUACCCUCGACGGAGAUGCGAGGAAUUGCCUACCUGAAGCAAGUCUUCUUCUUCUUCUUCUUCUUCUUCUUCUUCUUCUUCUUCUUCUUCUUCUUCUUCUUCUUUUCUUCUUCUUCUUCUUCUUCUUAUUAUUAUUAUUAUUCUUUUACCUUCUCCGUUUGUCGCAUAUUAUUUCUUCUUCUCGCUUAUCUAUUUUUUUAAUCAUAAUCACCAAUGUCUCUUCCUUCCUUUGGUGUGGCUUUUUUCUCCGCACUGUAAAUAUUCACAUGUGCGUGCCUAUACAUAUCUUUAAUAUUCUUCUCCACUCUGAUUUAUGA